This is a messenger RNA of Gossypium arboreum, 1099 nucleotides long. RefSeq lists its product as uncharacterized. The record is from RefSeq and is a predicted model, not a curated record. The transcript has 6 exons. The coding region runs from base 1 to 969 and encodes 322 amino acids. Gene Ontology annotation, molecular function: protein binding. NCBI's taxonomy places the organism in Eukaryota, Viridiplantae, Streptophyta, Magnoliopsida, Malvales, Malvaceae.
AUGGAAGGUAAAUCCGACGUCGGUAAUAAGACAUUAACGAGAUGGCGAGAAUUGCCGCCGAGACACUACAUAGUAAAAAUCAAGUCAUUCUGGUCACUUAUCAAAAGCCUUAAAAAAAAUAAACUCAAGAAUUAUAAAUCAGAUGAGUUCGAAGCUAGUGGCUUUACGUGGCAUUUACUACUAUACCUCAGUGUCGAGAAAGAAAGUCCACAUGUCUCUCUCGGCUUGGAAUUUGUGAGCUCUAAAAAAUUGGACGAGGAGAUUAAAGCUGUUGUGAUCUUUUUCCUACAUGAUCAACUUAACAACAGAUAUUUGAGCAUUCAAGAUACCGACGUGAAGCGAUUUAAUGGGAAGAACAAGGAAUUGAAACUUUCUCAGAUAGUUCCUCCGGGAUGCUUCGAAAACCCGUUGAACGGAUAUCUAGUGAAAGAUGAAUGUGCGUUUGGAGUGGAGGUUUUUGUUUUGAAAGACGAAAGCAAAACUAGGGCUUCUUUCCGAACCCUAAUGAAAGAAAGCAAGAAAGUCUACACAUGGAAUGUGAACAGACUUUUUCUUUUGGAGACAACAAGAGGCGUAUAUUCAAAACCAUUCACUUUUCGAUCUAAUUUGGAAGAAGUCUACAAAUGGAGAUUACAUCUAUACAAAGGAAUUGAUGAAAUGAACAACAGAUACAUGUCCAUUUCCCUAUGCCUGCUACAAAAGGGAAACCAAACCGAAUUUCCUUUGGGAUGGAAAAUGCACCUUGAAUUCAAGCUUUCUCUAACCAAUCGUGAUGUCAAAAAAUUAUCACGAUCAGGUAAAGCUUUGUUUAGUGUAGAAGAUAAAGCAUGGGGCUUUCCCAAGUUUAUAAAAUUGGAAGAUUUAAGAGGAUGUGAUGAUAUGAAAAUUGAAGUAGAAUUCAUUAAAAUGUCAAUGGAAAUAAUUGACCAAAAGGCAAAGGCAAAGGCAAAGGAAGAAAGUAGUCCCUGAAAUAAGGCAAAGUAAUAUCAUAUAAAGAGGAUAUUUAUAUGCCUUAAUAUUUGAGAGUGGAUUUUAUGUUAGAAGAUAUGUUGAUUUAAUCUUAAAAAUACUUUAUUUCAAUAUUCAAUUCCCAAUUUAA